AAAGUUUGACAUUCUCUAUCAGAUUUUCUAUUUUUUUUGAGCUCAUUAAGCUGAUUUUCACGUACACUGCCCCCCACCCCCACACUCACGCCGACCCCUCUCGGCAGAGGCGCGAAGCGAAGAAAGAAAGAAGUGAAGGGAAGGACAGGGAAAAAGUAGGACUCCCGGUCAGGUGUUUAAAGGUGCGUUUUUUGCGGGGAAGGGUUUUAGAGGGGACGGUGAGCUUCCGAUGGGUAGUUCGAAAAUGGAGGGGUCGUCUACGCCGGCGCUGCGGAGAGACCCUUACGAGGUUUUGUCUGUUUCGAGGGAUUCUUCUGAUCAGGAUAUUAAGACUGCUUACAGAAAACUUGCCCUCAAGUAUCAUCCUGACAAAAAUGCUAGCAACCCUGAAGCUUCGGAGCUUUUCAAGGAGGUUGCAUACUCAUAUGGCAUUUUAUCUGAUCCAGAGAAAAGGAGGCAGUAUGAUAUGGCUGGAUUUGAGGCCCUGGAUGCUGAUGGAAUGGAUAUGGAAGUUGAUCUAUCCAACCUUGGCACUGUUAACACAAUGUUUGCAGCAUUGUUUAGCAAAUUGGGUGUUCCUAUCAAGACGACUAUUUCAGCCACUGUUCUUGAAGAAGCUCUAAAUGGAACUGUCACAAUUAGGCCUUUGCCAAUUGGAACAUCAUGCAGUGCUAAGGUAGAAAAGCAAAAUGCCCAUUUUUUUGGUGUAACAAUUAGUGAGGAACAAGCUGAGUCAGGGAUUGUGGUUAGAGUAACGUCAGCUUCUCAAAGCAAAUUUAAGCUACUAUAUUUUGAACAAGAUCCAAAUGGGGGUUAUGGACUGGCUUUGCAGGAAGAUAGUGAAAAAACUGGCAAGGUGACAUCAGCAGGAAUGUAUUUCUUGCAUUUUCAGGUUUAUAGGAUGGAUUCAACAGUAAAUGCGUUAGCAAUGGCCAAGGAUCCCGAUGCAGCUUUUUUUAAGAGGCUGGAAGGCCUUCAACCUUGUGAGGUCUCAGAUCUAAAAGCUGGCACUCACAUAUUCGCUGUUUAUGGAGAUAACUUCUUCAAACCUGCUUCAUAUACAAUUGAGGCUCUUUGUGCCAAAACAUACGAGGACUCAACAAGCAAGCUGCAGGAUAUCGAAUCUCAGAUUUUGAGGAAGAGAAAUGAGCUUCGACAAUUUGAGACAGAAUACAGAAAGGCAUUGGCACGGUUCCAAGAAGUGACCAACAGAUACACCCAGGAGAAGCAGACCGUGGAUGAAUUGCUGAAACAACGAGACACUAUCCAUUCUGCGUUCACUGUUGCAAGGUCAACCGUUAUUGCUACGAGUAGUGGAAGUGGGCAUUUCAGUAAUGGAAGUAGCAGUAGAAUUCUUGGCGACGAUUUUAAAGCUGAGAGCCCAGGGGAAGAUGGAACCCCCGAAUCCAAAGACAAAUCGUCAAAGAAAAAAUGGUUUAAUCUUAACCUCAAAGGAUCCGAUAAGAAGACUUAAAAAUGGGGUUUAUAGAUUUGGAACAUCAUCUUGGCAUCUUGCACAGAAUGAAGCUGGUAUUGAUUGUUUGAUCCUCUACUGUAGCAAAGCCACCAUGUAUUAUUUGUUCAUUUUUUCCCUCUCUCUUUCUAUAUAUAUCUUGAAGGUUUUGAAUUGUUCAGAAUAUCAAGCAUUUUUAUGUAGUGUGGUUCAUCUCUAGCACUGUAUCAUAAUCUUGAAACCUGAUUUUUCUGCUUUCACAUUCAUGUAGGGAUUUAAAUUAAGUGGCUGUAUAAUUGCAUUUCAAAUUAUUUAUACUAAAUUAUGAAUUGCUAUUACAUUUCA
Messenger RNA from Ipomoea nil (Japanese morning glory), 1798 nucleotides. RefSeq names its product chaperone protein dnaJ 15-like. The coding region runs from base 230 to 1474 and encodes 414 amino acids. The record is from RefSeq and is a predicted model, not a curated record. Lineage: Eukaryota; Viridiplantae; Streptophyta; Magnoliopsida; Solanales; Convolvulaceae. The transcript is spliced from 12 exons.